ACCGUGUAUUCGACAAGCAUGGGCAGGAAGUCCGAGCAUGUGCAGACAGUGACCUCGUCACCGGAGUACAGUGGUAUGCGACCAUCUCCAUCUGAUGCUUAUGGAGCCACCCUUCAAAUAAUGGUCUGAGGACAAGCGGCCAGAAGUGUGUUCAGCGAUCUCUGCCUCGGUCGUGGACUUGCUCGCAUUGCGGCGGCCAGAGCACGCUCGCACGGAAGUACUCUGCCAUCCCACACACACCCUCCCUUCCCCUUUACACUUACCAAUCCACACACCGUGCAUAGGGAGGCAGUGCGUGUGUGUGUUUGUGUGUGCCGGGUGCUACCGUGUGGACUUGUCCGGCGCGGAAGGGGGGGGAGCAGAGCGCCGGUGGGCCCACUCUGACCAUGCCAGUGUGGGGGGGAAGGCUGAAGCGCAGUCUGCCUCUCUGCCUCCAGAGCUCCAAUCCUGUACUGCUUCUUCUUCUGCUGCUUGGAAGCUUCUCUCUGCACACGCCUGCAAAAGGCAACAUAUUGGACAGCAUGUUACUGCGCGCGUCCAGCAAGGAGGCGUCAGAGGGCAGGAAGGAGAACGGCGGAAGCACGUCCACCGCUUCCUCGUCGCAGAGACUCCUGUGGUGUCACUGCUACCACCACUGUCCUGACGACUCCGUUAACAACACAUGCAGGACUGAUGGUUACUGUUUUACCAUGGUGGAGGAAGAAGGAGGCGUACCGGUCUUAAGUGCAGGCUGUCUGGGGCUUGUUGGAUUUGAGUUUCAGUGUCGAGACACCUGGAGCUCGCAUCAGAGGAAGUCACUGGAAUGUUGCACGGAUCAAGAUUACUGCAAUCAAAACCUUCACCCUACUCUGCCGCCGCUUAAACCUCCUCGUAAGUUUGUCUCCUUUACUGUUUGUUCUGGGAUUAUACCGCUAACAUAUUUUUUUUGUCUACUUCUUGCAGUUUACGUCGAUGGAAAAAUCCGCCACGUGGCCUUGUUUAUCUCAGUCACGGUCUGCAGCAUCAUACUGGCUGCUAUCAUUGUCUUCUGCUACUUCAGAUACAAGCGCCAGGUGUCCCGCCCUCGCUACACCAUAGGCCUGGAGCAGGAUGAGACUUUCAUCCCUCCUGGAGAGUCCCUGAAGGAUUUGAUAGAGCAGUCGCAAAGCUCUGGUUCAGGCUCAGGGCUCCCUCUGUUGGUUCAGAGGACCAUCGCCAAGCAGAUUCAGAUGGUGAAGCAGAUAGGUAAAGGACGGUACGGUGAGGUCUGGAUGGGACACUGGCGAGGAGAGAAGGUGGCCGUCAAAGUUUUCUUCACCACCGAAGAGGCCAGCUGGUUCCGAGAGACUGAAAUCUAUCAGACGGUCCUGAUGAGGCACGAGAACAUACUUGGUUUCAUCGCAGCAGACAUCAAAGGGACCGGCUCGUGGACUCAGCUCUACCUGAUCACUGACUACCACGAGAACGGCUCAUUGUACGACUACCUCAAGUCCACCAUGCUGGACAGCAAGGCCAUGCUGCGACUGGCCUACUCGUCCGUGUCGGGCCUGUGCCACCUCCACACCGAGAUCUUUGGCAUGCAGGGCAAGCCCGCCAUCGCUCACAGGGACCUGAAGAGCAAGAACAUCUUAGUCAAGAGGAACGGCGCCUGCUGCAUCGCCGACCUGGGACUGGCUGUCAAAUUCAUCAGCGACACCAAUGAGGUGGACAUCCCUCCUAACACCAGAGUGGGCACCAAGCGCUACAUGCCCCCCGAAGUUCUGGACGAGACCCUGAACAGAAGUCACUUCCAGUCGUACAUCAUGGCUGACAUGUACAGCUUUGGACUUAUCCUGUGGGAGAUUGCUCGCCGCUGCGUGUCCGGAGGCAUCCUGGAGGAGUACCAACUGCCCUACCACGACCUGGUCCCCACGGACCCUUCAUACGAGGACAUGAGGGAGGUGGUGUGCAUCAAGAAGCUGCGGCCCUCCUUCCCCAAUCGAUGGACCAGUGAUGAGUGUUUGCGACAGAUGGGAAAGCUGAUGACGGAGUGUUGGGCUCACAAUCCCGCCUCUCGCCUCACAGCUUUGCGUGUCAAAAAGACGGUGGCCAAGAUGUCGGAAUCCCAAGAUAUCAAGUUGUGAUGUUUUCUUUGGGGGGGGGGCGUCACGCCACGCCGUGCUUUCUGUGAAAGCUAACUUAGCUCGUAGACGACAAAGAAGAUGAAGUGGCGAUCAGAAGAUGUUCUUCAAAAGGCCAUCGGUACCUGCAGCCUGAACCCCGCCCCUUGACCCUUGACCCUUGAAACCGGCCUCGUUAGGGACACGGCCUGACACUAUGUGACAGACAAAAGGUAUAAACUGUGAGACUUUCUACAGGAUGGUUACAUUUGUGGAGUGAACACAUCUCUCUCUGUGAAACAUAUUAAAGGUAUUUGUUAGAAGCUCA
Messenger RNA from Nerophis ophidion (straightnose pipefish), 2406 nucleotides. It is a transcript of the gene bmpr1ba, whose product is annotated as bone morphogenetic protein receptor, type IBa. Gene Ontology annotation, molecular function: SMAD binding; ATP binding; transforming growth factor beta receptor activity, type I. Bases 387 to 2102 code for a protein of 571 amino acids. NCBI's taxonomy places the organism in Eukaryota, Metazoa, Chordata, Actinopteri, Syngnathiformes, Syngnathidae. Gene Ontology annotation, biological process: dorsal/ventral pattern formation; protein phosphorylation; BMP signaling pathway. The transcript is spliced from 12 exons. Gene Ontology annotation, cellular component: signaling receptor complex; plasma membrane. The record is from RefSeq and is a predicted model, not a curated record.